Molecule: messenger RNA, 975 nt
Organism: Komagataella phaffii GS115
Lineage: Eukaryota; Fungi; Ascomycota; Pichiomycetes; Pichiales; Pichiaceae
Product: Transaldolase, enzyme in the non-oxidative pentose phosphate pathway
Exons: 1
Coding region: 1-975 (324 amino acids)
Biological process (GO): pentose-phosphate shunt; carbohydrate metabolic process; pentose-phosphate shunt, non-oxidative branch
Cellular component (GO): cytoplasm; intracellular anatomical structure
Molecular function (GO): transaldolase activity
Source: RefSeq, a predicted model, not a curated record
AUGUCUAACUCUUUGGAACAAUUAAAAGCUGCAGGAACUGUUGUUGUUACUGACACUGGUGAAUUUGAAUCCAUUGCUAAGUACACUCCUCAGGACGCUACCACAAACCCUUCAUUGAUCCUUGCAGCCUCUAACAAGGCCGAGUAUGCCAAGUUGAUUGAUAUUGCUGUUGACUACGCAAAGAAGCAAGGUGGAUCUGUUGAAGAGCAAGCAAACAUUGCCCUAGACCGUCUCUUGAUCGAGUUUGGUAAGGAGAUUCUAAAGAUUGUUCCAGGCCGUGUAUCCACUGAGGUUGAUGCUCGUCUGUCUUUUGACAAGGAGGCCACUAUCAAGAAGGCUUUGGAGAUCAUUGAGUUGUACAAGUCUGUAGGCGUUGAGAAGGACCGUAUUUUGAUCAAAAUCGCCUCAACCUGGGAGGGAAUUCAAGCCGCCCGUGAGUUGGAGGCCAAGUACGGAAUCCACUGUAACUUGACUUUACUCUUCUCUUUUGUGCAGGCCGUUGCUUGUGCUGAGGCAAAAGUCACCUUAAUUUCUCCAUUCGUGGGCCGUAUUUUGGACUGGUACAAGGCUUCAACGGGUAAGGAUUACAAAGGUGAUGAGGACCCAGGUGUUCAAUCUGUGAAGGCAAUCUUCAAUUACUACAAGAAGUUCGGUUACGACACCAUUGUUAUGGGAGCUUCUUUCAGAAACACUGGUGAGAUCAAGGCUCUAGCUGGUUGUGAUUUCCUGACCAUUGCUCCUAAGUUGUUGGAAGAGCUGUUGAACUCCAAGGAACCUGUUCCUCAAAAGUUGGACGCAUCUGCUGCUUCAUCCUUGGACAUUGAACGUGUUUCUUACAUUGAUGAUGAGGCUGCCUUCAGAUUCGGCUUGAAUGAAGAUGCCAUGUCCACUGAGAAGUUGUCCGAAGGUAUCCGUAAGUUUUCGGCCGACUGUGUGACUCUACUGAAUUUGUUGAAGGAGAAGGUCCAGGCUUAA